Dovyalis caffra is the source of this 657-nucleotide messenger RNA. NCBI's taxonomy places the organism in Eukaryota, Viridiplantae, Streptophyta, Magnoliopsida, Malpighiales, Salicaceae. The record is from the annotation of a GenBank genome assembly.
AUGACAGGGCUGGGCUCUUCAUGCGGAGCAUGCAAAUUCCUGAGAAGAAAGUGCACAAGCGAAUGCGUGUUUGCACCGUACUUCUGUUAUGACCAGGCUGCAGCCCACUUUGCAGCAGUACACAGAGUGUUUGGCGCAAGCAAUGUCUCAAAGCUAUUGUUGCACCUACCAGUACACAAUCGAGGUGAUGCUGCUAUCACCAUAUCUUAUGAAGCAUUGGCUAGGAUGCGAGAUCCUAUAUAUGGCUGUGUUGCUCAUAUCUUUGCACUCCAACAACAGAUUGCCAGCUUACAAGAGGAGAUAGAAAUUCUUGGGAACCAGAUGGCCAGUCUCCCAGUUAGUGUCGCCAGUUGUGGAAGUUCGCAAACAAUUUCAAACCCGAAUUGUGAGAUGCUGUUUGCCUUCCAACAAGAUGCCAUGGACACGCAAUACUAUCAGAAUCCACAAUCUGCACAACUAAGCAAUCCAGGAUAUACAACUGGGAACCAAACUUUAGACAGCCAAAUGAAUGUACCGCCUCCUCCUUUUUAUGGAUGGGAAGACCAAAACAUUUUUUGCAACUCUCAGCCACGUCCUUUAGAAAGACUCCUCGAAGAAGCGGACAAGGAGAUCUUCACAUAUUGUUCGUGGACGGACAGUGGAAACAUCAUAAUAUGA